UGCCCUACCUUUCAUAUGUGCGAGCUCAGACGCUUCUUUUGAGACGCAGGGAACCGAGUUAUCAAACGAGUCUUCUCUCUCCGGCCUUGUGGCCGACUCCUGGACAAGGUCGUGGGGACCCGGCGAAGUUGGAACCGAUCUGUCACAGGAUGACGCGGCUUGGACCAAAACUUCCGACGGAUAGGCGCUUGGACUCUGUGUCAAAGGCUUUUUAGCUUUCUCACUCACUAUAAAAGUGCGCUUCAUACCACGGAAAUGCGGUGUCUGUCCGGCAGGAAGACGGUGAGUCCUAUUCAAUUCAUUCUCUUUUUGCGCAUUCCUUUGAUUUAUGAGGACCUGUCGCUCAUCUUUGGCAAUCACUGCGCUCAAGUACUUUCGCAUUGUCUUCAUCUGGCACUGUGAUAUUUCCAGCAUUUGUUUGAUAUUCUCGUUCUCCUUCUCCUUCGCAGUCAUUUCUUUGCUGUACUCCUCGAGUUUGCAGCCCACUACUUUCACCAUCUCCCCCAACACCGUUUCCACCGCUGCGGUCACUGCUUGUUCGAUAACACUUCCCAUCUGAUCUCGCAGCAGUGACACUGACAAACUGACGUCCAUGUUGAAUGUUGAAUGGCAACUAACUUACUUUAAGCAGACUUCUAGUUACACAGGUGUGUUUUUGUCGGCUAACGGUAGGUUAUUUAAAAAUCAAUAGCUAGCAGCUAGCUUGUUAUCUAACCUAAGCGUAAACUAUCUUUUAAGUCGGGGUUGCCAGUCGGGCUUCGAUGAUUAAACAUUAGUUAGCUAACUACCCAAAACUACACCUAAACUAUUGCGAUUAAGUCCUUUAUUGACGUAUUCUCGAUAAAUAUGAAUAAUUCGGCUUCAUGUACCUACAAAAGUUGUUCUGCGGAUGUGUAACGGAAGCAAAACAGACAAACAUCUCCCAGCAGACAAAGAGGACGGCCCUGGCGUUGCGCAAUAUCCGGAUCACGUGUCUAACCUGUCAUGUCUGCCCCCUACUAGCAUGUGAAAGUUACCACUUAUCGUGUCUAAAUUCAUCAAGGAUAUAAAGAGGAUGGCAGCCCUUAAAUUAGGACGUUGCUUGUUCAGGUGCACAGCACCACUGCGCAGUGACAGACUACUUUGGCAAAGCUGUAGUUUCCAGGGACUACGGGGCAACUUUUUAGCACACGGCGGGCAGCUACAUGCAGGACUCUCUUGUUUUUUGACCGCGGACCAGACGGGGAGGUCACCGGCAGGCUAUCGCGGGAACGCUGUCCGAUUUUACUCUCAGGACGGGGCUGGCUGGCAGGGCCUAAGCGGUGCUGCGGGGCAGUCUCUCAGCUCACAGGACCAUGGUGACGCUACGGAUUUUCCCUCCCCGGCCGCGGUGAGCGUAGCCGCCGCUGUCACCGAGACGACCGAGAGGACGGUGCCAUUCUACGUCCAGCUGAAGGAGUGCCAUUCUCCCGCGGACGUGCUGGACCUGGCGGGCCGCUACACGAUGACGUUACGGAGAGUUAGCAGCAGCCUGAGCCGCAUCUGGGAGACCACCAAGAAGAUGUCGGAGGAGCAGAGGCGGUACGAGCGGCAGCUGAUGCUCGAUCACCCCGCCUUCGAGCAGCUGUGCGCGUGCGCCGUGAAGGGCGCGGCCAGGAUGAGGAGCGAUGACCUCACCUUCAGCCUGCUGGCCGUGGUGAAGCUGGGGGUGCCCCAGCGCAGCCGGCUGGUGCAGACGCUCCUGCGCGCCACACAGGAAAAGCUGAAUGAGUUUGAUGAGAAGGCCCUGUCGGUGCUGGCUGCCUUCCUGGGUGACAUGAAGAGCUGCAAGAACGUGGACGCGCUCAGGAAUGGGCUUAGGCUGGUGGUGGAGGAUCGGGUUUCGGGGAUCGAGAGCGUGGUGGCGCUGCAGAACCUGAUGCGCUGCGUCGGGCGGGACGCGCCCCUGACCCUGAAGAGAAAGCUGGAGAAUAAAGCCCUGUCCAUGGUGGAUCAGUUCAGCCUCCCCAAUGCCCAGUACAUGGUCAUCACUUUGGCUGCCAUGCAUUUCACCUCGAAGCCCCUGCUGGACAUCUGCAGCAAGAAAAUCGCAGAGAGCAUCCACACCAUUCCGCCCUUCAGACUGAUGGACAUUGUGAAAGCCUGCAAGGACCUGCGCUACAGGGACCCGCACCUUGUCUCAGCUGUAGCCGAGCACCUGACGGCCACCUUCGACAUGUGGAGCAACAAGCAGUUGAUCCUCUUCCUGUUGAUGUUCGAGGACCUUAAAUUCCGCCCAGUGGCCCUUUUGGACAGGCUCCUGGAGAGAGUAAUCCAGGAUCCAAACUCUCUGACCCUGAAGGAUGUCCUUAGUGUUCUGAAAGUCUAUUCACAGCUUAACCACGUUCCUGAAAACCACAAACAAGAGUUCCUCGAGAGGAUGACCAGUGUCUUUGAAUCCUACCUUCUCAAGAUGGCUCCCACAGACCUGCUGAGGGGAGUCUUUUCCCUGUGCAUUCUGGGACACUUCCCCCUUGCCCCACUUGAAAGGUUACUCCACAAAGAGACUCUGGAUGAGCUUACCAAAGGCGGCCAGGUCUUGCAGACGAACCAGCGAAGGCUGCAUUACGUGGACCUUUGUUUGAGGCUGGACCGUCCACCUUUACCUGAGGCCCUCACUGUGCCCCCUGGCACCAUUGACCCGCCCCUCACUAGCCAGACAGUCACCCGGGAUUGGGGGAAGCUAAUACAAAGGAUAGCAGGAGAUGCUGUAUUACAGGAGGGCGUGGUGCUGGAAAAAAGCUACUUCAUAGACUGCGUGAUUACGCUGCCCCUGAAAAGGACAGACCUGAGCUCGCCAUCUGAAGGAGAACGUGCCUCUCCAGAGCCCUGUCAAAGGGUGGCGGUGCUCUUCGCGCCCCCGUCGUUCUUCUGCCUCGGGACGUCCCACCCCCGUGGCAGGCUGGUCAUGAUGAUGCGGCACCUGAGGGCCCUGGGCUACACCCCUGUCCUGCUGCCGGAGCAGGAGUUUGACGUGCUGUCGGAAGAGGAGCGGGCGGAGAGGUUGAAAAGCCUGAUCUUCCCGGCGAAAGAGGAAGCCGGCGCCGUGUGACCACGGACCGGGAGCCCGGGAGAGAGCGGGAGCCGAGUCUGACCGCGGAGGGGGACCUCAGGCCAGUCCUGUUCACGCGGCACUAUGUUGGGUGGUACCCAGAGAGGGACGCUGGCCUGUGGUUUUGCUUCACACGUCACACAAACUGUCCUCAGAGGACCUGGGGACUCUCUACAGCAGUCUCCAUGGCGUGCAAUUGCAAUGCCAGCAAUCCUGCUGAAUUAAAUCAGAAAAGCUCA
Molecule: messenger RNA, 3309 nt
Organism: Anguilla rostrata (American eel)
Lineage: Eukaryota; Metazoa; Chordata; Actinopteri; Anguilliformes; Anguillidae
Gene: fastkd2
Product: FAST kinase domains 2
Exons: 12
Coding region: 1055-3070 (671 amino acids)
Biological process (GO): mitochondrial RNA processing; regulation of mitochondrial mRNA stability
Cellular component (GO): mitochondrial matrix; ribonucleoprotein granule
Molecular function (GO): RNA binding
Source: RefSeq, a predicted model, not a curated record